CGCUUCGUCAUUCACAACUAACUGCGGGAAGAAAGACAAUGGCGCGAACUGCUCAGCUUCCUCUUUCGGCACUUCGCGCCCUCACCGUACUGCUGCUGCUCCUUUCUCUGCGGCCAAUAGCCGCUGGCCAAAACUACGCCGACGCCCUCCGAAAGAGCAUUCUCUUUUUUGAAGGCCAACGCUCGGGCAAACUCCCUCCUGAUCAACGCCUCAGAUGGCGCCGUGACUCCGCAUUGCACGACGGUGCUACCGCCGGAGUGGAUUUAACCGGCGGUUACUACGACGCCGGCGAUAACAUAAAGUUCGGGUUUCCGAUGGCUUUCACGACAACGAUGCUGUCUUGGAGCAUCAUCGACUUCGGGAGGACAAUGGGACCUGAACUGGGGAACGCCGUGAAGGCGGUGCGUUGGGCUACCGAUUACCUGCUGAAGGCGACGGCGCGACCGGGCGUCGUUUUUGUGCAGGUAGGCGACCCGUACUCGGAUCACAACUGUUGGGAGAGGCCCGAGGACAUGGAUACGUUGCGCACAGUGUACAAAAUCGACGGGGCCCACCCAGGAUCCGACGUGGCGGGCGAAACUGCAGCUGCGCUAGCGGCUGCGUCCAGUUUCAGAUCACGUGACCCCGCAUACUCCCGAUUGCUGCUCAAUCGAGCCGUUGGGGUGUUCCGGUUCGCUGACAAGCACCGGGGGGCGUACAGUAAUAGCCUGCGCCGAGCUGUGUGCCCAUUUUACUGCGACGUCAAUGGUUACCAGGACGAGUUGCUUUGGGCAGCAGCGUGGUUGCACAAGGCUUCCCGUAGGCGUCAGUACAGGGAAUACAUUGAAAACGAGGUGGUGUUGAGAGCAGGAGACACCAUUAAUGAAUUUGGUUGGGAUAACAAGCAUGCUGGGAUUAACGUCCUCGUCUCCAAGGAGGUGUUGAUGGGAAGAGCAGAGUAUUUUGAGUCGUUCAAGCGAAACGCAGAUGGAUUUAUCUGUUCUAUAUUGCCAGGGAUUUCUCACCCUCAAGUUCAAUAUUCUCCUGGCGGGCUCAUAUUCAAGGCUGGAGGGAGUAACAUGCAGCAUGUGACGUCACUGUCUUUCCUGCUUUUAGCCUAUUCCAAUUACCUCAGUCACGCCAAUAAGGUCGUGCCAUGCGGCGAGACCACUGCCACUCCUGCCUUACUCAAACGCCUCGCCAAACGCCAGGUGGACUAUAUUCUCGGAGACAAUCCACUGGGGAUGUCGUACAUGGUCGGAUACGGAGCUCGCUACCCUCAAAGGAUCCACCACCGUGCGAGCUCGCUUCCUUCAGUGGCAGCUCACCCAGCCCAUAUCGGUUGCAAGGCUGGAUCUCGAUAUUUCCUGAGCCCAAAUCCCAAUCUCAACAUAUUGGUAGGAGCAGUGGUGGGUGGGCCCAAUAAUAAUACGGACGCAUUCCCUGAUUCUAGGCCAUUCUUUCAGGAGUCCGAGCCCACCACGUACAUCAACGCUCCUCGUGGCCUUCUAGGCUUCUUUGCCGCCCACCCUUGAUGGUUUAAAAAUGUAAAUUGGGUAUUUCCAGUGGUUGGCAAAAUGGUCGCCCUGUAGGCUCAGAAAGGGAUGAGGGAAAGCAAGAGAGAGGUCAUGAUGGGGUGGUAAUGUUAUGGUUAAUGGUGGAAGAUGCGUGGUCAUGUAUCGCAGAUUAUGAAUACUUAAAAGGGAUUUGCACGCGAAAGUGUGGCCCGUAA
Molecule: messenger RNA, 1711 nt
Organism: Prosopis cineraria
Lineage: Eukaryota; Viridiplantae; Streptophyta; Magnoliopsida; Fabales; Fabaceae
Product: endoglucanase 8-like
Biological process (GO): carbohydrate metabolic process
Molecular function (GO): hydrolase activity, hydrolyzing O-glycosyl compounds
Source: RefSeq, a predicted model, not a curated record